Molecule: messenger RNA, 947 nt
Organism: Vanessa atalanta (red admiral)
Lineage: Eukaryota; Metazoa; Arthropoda; Insecta; Lepidoptera; Nymphalidae
Exons: 5
Coding region: 60-794 (244 amino acids)
Source: RefSeq, a predicted model, not a curated record
UCCACGGCGGCGCUGCCGCUGGCGGGUGGCGCUGCGGCCGCAGUGCUCGUCUCUUCGCCAUGUCCGUCGCACGCCCGCUCGUUCUCUCGCUCGCCGCGCUGCUCGCCGCGCUGCUCGUCGCGCAAGUCGCGCACGCCGCGCCCAACGCGCUCGCACGCACGCGCCGGCAACUCGCCGACGACAAUACGUUGCAGCCCCUCGAUGACGCGGCGAGCGACGACCAGGCACGUGAGAAACGAAAACUAGAGGGUGUCACUGAAGCCAAGUUCGGCAUCAAGAACGCCGUCCUCGGCUUCGUUUUUGGAAAAAUCAACUCUUUGAUUGACUCGAAAACGCGAUUGGUUGAGUCACUCGACCGGCAGAACAUCGAAAUAAACAAGCAGUAUGGAAUCGAAGCUCCUAAGGGCGGUGGGCUGAGCUCGCUGAGUGGAAUCGUGGGACAAGUUAUUGGACCCAAGCUGCAAUUUUUGGGACCCAAGAUACAAGCUGUGACCGGACUACUGGGAGGCGCGUCGGGCGGCGGCGGCUCAGGACACAAGGACCUCAUCGAAUAUACGGUCCAGCCCAGCGUCGCCGGAUAUACGGAACAACCCGAAUUCUUCGGGUACACGCAACAGCAAGAGGGGGGGUCGACCCACUUCGCGUACGGCGAGCGCGCCGAGCGCGCGCGUGCUGCGCCAAGCCACAGUGAAGCCGACCGACGACAUCCCGGUGUUCGAUCGCAACAAGGUCAGCCUGGACUUCCCGGGCAGCCUGUUUGGACCAUCCGUGUCGCUCCUCAUCCGUACCACUAAAAUAGUUGGUGAUGUUAUUCAGAACUCGGCAGUGCGAUAUCAGUCCUUUUUGAGGCUGUUCCGACCGCUGUUCCGGGGUCCUUUCGAAAUUAAGGGCUUAGAUCCUCCCACAACUACAACUACAACUACACGCAGGCCGACCACCACAACAAC